Messenger RNA from Theileria orientalis strain Shintoku, 945 nucleotides. RefSeq lists its product as uncharacterized. NCBI's taxonomy places the organism in Eukaryota, Apicomplexa, Aconoidasida, Piroplasmida, Theileriidae. The transcript has 3 exons. Gene Ontology annotation, molecular function: RNA binding. Bases 1 to 945 code for a protein of 314 amino acids. The record is from RefSeq and is a predicted model, not a curated record.
AUGGUAACGGAAUCCAAAUUUACAGAUAAAGAUGAAAAAUCGGAAAAUAUAGUUAGUGUUUACAACCUUCCAUCAAUAUAUGAUGAGUCGGAUGUUCACAGCCUAUUCGCAAACGUAGGAACGGUGGUAGAAUGCUCUAUUGAACACGACACACCUGAAUCGAGCAGUAGAGCAGUCGUAAAAUUCAGCUCAGAGAAAGAGGCCGAAGAAGCUGCAAAACUGAGUGGAGUCUCAGUAAGGUAUCACAUUUUGAAGAUUGAAAAGGGGAAGCCUCCAGUUAUCGCAGAAAAUGGUGGCCACAAGGACAGUAAAUCUGAAGGAGCCAGGAGCAAGAUCGCACAAUCAAAGGAAUUAGCAGAUGAGACAAAAAGAAGAAAAGCACCAAAGGCACCUAGAGAAAAAACCUCUUCAAACGAUAAGUCUAGUCCACAUAAAUCGGAGAAAAGGAAUGAAAGUAAGAGGAGCUUCACUACAAAAGGAGAUGAUGAUCGUGAGUCUGACUAUAGAGAUAGAGAAAGGAUUAGAAGAGGAACAGGAAACACCAGUAGUACUGACAGCGACAGUGAUACCUAUAGCUCUAGGGACAGCAGUAGAAGUGGGAGCAGUGACAGGUAUAGAAGGCGUAGAGACUACACGCCCAGCAGAAGUCGCUCAAGAUAUAGGUCAAGGAGAGGCUCAAGAUACAGUAGAGGCAGGAAAGAGCAUAGAAGAGGGUACUCAAGGAGUCCAAGUGGAUCAUCGAGUUACUCUUGGAGUAGCAGCGACGACUCAAGGGGCAGUUACAGGAGAAGAGGCAGCAGAAGCACUAGAACCAGCAGAAGCAGAAGCUACGACAGCGACGAAAGUAAUCGGUACUAUUCCAGGGGAAGAAAAGGCGGCCGCAGAAGAAGAAGCAGAUCGAGGAGUGGAAAAGGAUAUAGAAGCAGACACAGAUACAAAAGGUGA